This is a messenger RNA of Drosophila ficusphila, 1762 nucleotides long. RefSeq names its product serine--tRNA ligase, cytoplasmic (gene SerRS). The transcript has a single exon. Bases 105 to 1610 code for a protein of 501 amino acids. Gene Ontology annotation, molecular function: tRNA binding; ATP binding; serine-tRNA ligase activity. Gene Ontology annotation, biological process: seryl-tRNA aminoacylation. Gene Ontology annotation, cellular component: cytosol. The record is from RefSeq and is a predicted model, not a curated record. Lineage: Eukaryota; Metazoa; Arthropoda; Insecta; Diptera; Drosophilidae.
ACACUGCCCAGCUGACGCAAACGCCAGCCACGUUGUGAAAACGCCGACUAGAAACUACGAACGUAUCGAAACUAAACAGCGACUAAAACCAAAACGUAGAUAUCAUGGUGCUGGAUCUGGAUCUGUUUCGCAGCGACAAAGGCGGCAACCCGGACGCCGUGCGCGAGAACCAGAAGAAGCGCUUUAAAGAUGUGGGACUCGUGGAAACGGUGAUUGCCAAGGACACGGAGUGGCGACAGUGUCGCCACCGCGCGGACAACCUGAAUAAGGUGAAGAACGUGUGCAGCAAGGUGAUCGGCGAGAAGAUGAAGAAGAAGGAGCCGGUAGGCGUCAUGAGCGAAGAUCCGCCGGCCAGCGUCACAAAGGAUCUCACUGAGAUCGUCCCCGAAACCCUGCAGCCGUUGACCGUCAGCCAGAUCAAGCAGUUGCGCAUCCUCAUCGAUAAUGCCAUGAUCGAGAAUCAGAAGUCGCUGGAGUUGGCCGAACAAACGAGGAACACUUCGUUACGGGAGGUGGGCAACCACCUGCACGAAUCGGUGCCCGUUUCCAACGAUGAAGAGGAGAACCGGGUGGAGCGCACCUUCGGCGACUGCGAGAAGCGCGGAAAGUAUUCACACGUUGACCUCAUCGUAAUGAUCGACGGCAUGAACGCAGAGAAGGGAGCUGUGGUGUCCGGCGGACGUGGCUACUUUCUCACUGGAGCCGCUGUCUUCCUGGAGCAGGCCCUUAUCCAGCACGCCCUGCACCUACUGUACGCCCGCGACUACGUGCCCCUGUACACGCCCUUCUUCAUGCGCAAGGAGGUUAUGCAGGAGGUGGCCCAGCUGUCGCAGUUCGAUGAGGAGCUCUACAAGGUGGUGGGCAAGGGCAGCGAGAAGGCCGAGGAAGUGGGCACUGACGAGAAGUACUUGAUCGCUACCUCGGAACAGCCCAUCGCCGCAUACCAUCGCGACGAGUGGCUGCCAGAGGCUUCGCUGCCCAUUAAGUAUGCCGGUCUGUCCACCUGCUUCCGCCAGGAAGUCGGCUCCCACGGUCGGGACACGCGCGGAAUAUUCCGCGUCCACCAGUUCGAAAAAGUGGAGCAGUUCGUGCUUACAUCGCCGCACGACAACAAGUCCUGGGAGAUGAUGGACGAAAUGAUCGGCAACGCGGAGCAAUUCUGCCAGUCGCUGGGCAUUCCAUACCGAGUGGUGAACAUUGUCUCUGGUGCCCUAAACCACGCCGCCUCCAAGAAACUGGAUUUGGAGGCCUGGUUUGGCGGCAGUGGCGCCUACCGAGAGUUGGUAUCAUGCUCCAACUGCCUGGACUACCAGGCCCGUCGGCUGCUUGUGCGUUACGGUCAGACCAAGAAGAUGAACGCCUCCGUUGACUACGUGCACAUGCUGAACGCCACAAUGUGCGCCGCCACUCGCGUCAUCUGCGCCAUCCUGGAGACUCAUCAGACCGAGACGGGCAUCAAGGUGCCGGAGCCGCUGAAAAAGUACUUACCGGCCAAGUUCCAGGACGAGAUUCCGUUCGUCAAGCCCGCUCCUAUUGAUCUGGAGCUGGCUGCCGCCGAGAAGCAAAAGGGAAAGAAGGAAAAGACCAAGAAGGAUCCUGCUGCCGGUUAAUUCUUAAGACCACUCAAUUACUAUGAAAUACACGCUAAGCUAAGCUUGCGAAGUCCUUUAAAUUUUGUUUACUUAUCGACUUACCUUAUAUUUAUGGCAUUUAUAGAAAUUUUAAUAUGAUUAAACUGGAUCAAGCUGCGCUUCGAAUGCAA